Messenger RNA from Myotis brandtii (Brandt's bat), 1177 nucleotides. It is a transcript of the gene LRIT1, whose product is annotated as leucine-rich repeat, immunoglobulin-like and transmembrane domains 1. Lineage: Eukaryota; Metazoa; Chordata; Mammalia; Chiroptera; Vespertilionidae. The transcript has 6 exons. The record is from RefSeq and is a predicted model, not a curated record. Gene Ontology annotation, cellular component: endoplasmic reticulum membrane. Bases 53 to 1177 code for a protein of 374 amino acids.
ACAGAUUGGGCCAGGCCAGGCCCCUGCCUGGGCUGCAGCGGAGCCUGGAGCCAUGAGGGUGGCGCUGGGCAUGCUCUGGCUCCUGGCCCUCAGGCCCCCACCCCAGGCCUGGAGCUCCUGUCCGCCUCAGUGCAGCUGCAGCCUCCAGGUCCUGGGCAAUGGCAGCAUGGCCAGGACGGUGGUGUGCAACGACCCGGACAUGACCCUGCCCCCCGUGGCCGUGCCGCCUGACACCUGCCGGCUGACGCCCUCCCUCCCGGGCCGCCCCGGGCUGGUCCUCGGGCUGCAAGACAACCCCUGGGCGUGCGACUGCCGACUCCACGACCUGGUCCGCUUCCUGGAAGGCGGGGCCCCGCACCUGGCCUUCAUAGAGGCCGGGCUACGGUGUGCUGGUCCGGGCGGCCUGGCCGGUGUGGCCUUCCGCCAGCUGCAGCUGAGCAGGUGCCAGGGACCCGAGCUGCGACCAGGCGUGGCCAGCGUCAGGUCUCCCUUGGGCAGCACAGUGUUGCUCCGUUGUGGGGCCACUGGUGUCCCUGAGCCCCAGAUGAGCUGGAGGAGGGUCAGUGGGCGCCCCCUCAAUGGCACAGUGCACCAGCAGGUCUCCAGGGACGGCACCAGCUGGGCGCUGCUGGGCCUGCCCGCCGUGUCCCACCUCGACGCCGGGGACUACGUCUGCCAGGCCAGCAACUUCCUGGGCGCCUCCGAGACCCUCACCUCCCUGGUCGUCACCGAGCCCCAGGCUUCCACCGAGUGCAGCAGGAGCCCGGAGGCCCCAGGGGCAGGGACGGGAGAGGGGCCAGAAGCAGCUGCGUACUACAGGCUGGUGGCCAGGCGUAUGCCCCCCACACCCUGGCCUGCAGGGCCCAGCAUGGAGGAGGGUGGGCCGACGGGACCCCAGGAGGCCCGGAUGGUGACGGCGCUCAAGGUGGUGGGGGACACACACCAGAGUGUGACGCUGGUGUGGAAGGCACGCCGGGCCGGCAGCGUGGCCCUCAGUGUCCUGUACGCUGUCCUCGGGCAGCGGACCAUGCGACGGGUGGCUGUGCCGCCUGGGAGGGGCAGGAACGGGCACACUGCCCAUAUUCCAUCUGCCAAAGCCAGUGCCAUGGCCAAACCCAACUUCCAGGGGUGGAGGACGUUCUCCCUUGGAAGUCAUGGUGGCAGCACUAUCGGCUGA